UAUGUUAGGUCAAGCACGAAACAUGACAUUGACAUGAGAAUAGGGAUACAUUCGGGAUCGGUUUUGUGUGGAGUGCUGGGCCUGCGGAAGUGGCAGUUUGAUGUCUGGUCAUGGGACGUGGAUAUCGCAAACAAACUUGAGUCAGGCGGAAUUCCUGGGAGAAUUCACAUCUCCAAAGCCACUCUGGACUGCCUGAACGGAGAUUAUAAAGUUGAAGAAGGGCAUGGUAAAGAGCGUAAUGAAUUCUUGAGGAAACAUAACAUCGAGACUUAUUUAAUCAAACAACCUGAGGAGAGUUUGUUGACUUUGCCUGAAGAUAUUGUGAAAGAGGCUGUCAGCUCCUCCGACAGGAGAAACAGUGGAGCAACAUUUACUGAAGGAUCCUGGAGCCCUGAACUUCCAUUUGAUAACAUAGUGGGAAAACAGAACACUCUGGCUGCCCUAACAAGAAAUUCAAUAAAUCUGCUUCCAAACCAUCUUGCACAAGCUUUGCAUGUCCAGUCUGGGCCUGAGGAAAUUAACAAGCGAAUAGAGCACACCAUCGACUUACGGAGUGGCGAUAAAUUGAGAAGAGAGCAUAUCAAGCCUUUUUCACUGAUGUUUAAAGACUCCAGCCUGGAGCAUAAGUAUUCUCAAAUGCGGGAUGAAGUAUUCAAAUCAAACUUGGUGUGUGCAUUUAUAGUUCUUGUGUUUAUCACCGUUAUCCAAAGCUUACUUCCUUCUUCCAGGGUGAUACCAAUGAUCAUUCAGUUUUCUAUUCUGAUUAUGCUGCACUCCGCUCUUGUGCUAAUCACGACAGCAGAGGAUUACAAAUGUUUACCCCUAAUGCUCCGGAAAACUUGCUGCUGGAUUAAUGAGACCUACCUGGCCAGGAAUGUCAUUAUAUUUGCAUCAAUUCUGAUUAAUUUUCUUGGAGCCAUCAUCAAUAUUCUAUGGUGUGAUUUUGACAAACCAGUAGCCUUGAAGAACCAGACGUUCAAUUCAUCUGCAUCUUUUACAGACAUCUGUUCCUAUCCUGAGUACUUUGUCUUCACUGGUGUGCUGGCAAUGGUGACUUGUGCAGUCUUUCUUCGUCUCAACUCUGUCCUGAAGCUGGCAGUACUUCUCAUCAUGAUUGCGAUCUAUUCUCUGCUGACCGAGACCAUUUAUGCUUCCCUUUUUCUGCAAUAUGACAAUUUCAACCACAAUGGAGACACAGACUUCCUGGGUACAAAGGAGGCAUCUUUACUACUGAUGGCAAUGUUCCUUUUAGCCGUAUUUUAUCAUGGUCAACAGCUUGAAUACACAGCAAGGCUGGAUUUUCUGUGGCGUGUUCAAGCAAAAGAAGAAAUCAAUGAAAUGAAGGAGUUAAGGGAGCACAAUGAAAAUAUGCUGCGGAAUAUUUUACCCAGUCACGUUGCCCGUCACUUCCUGGAGAAGGAUCGGGAUAAUGAAGAAUUAUACUCUCAGUCCUAUGAUGCUGUUGGUGUGAUGUUUGCUUCUAUUCCUGGAUUUGCUGAUUUCUAUUCCCAGACUGAGAUGAAUAACCAAGGAGUAGAAUGUCUGCGCUUGCUGAAUGAAAUAAUUGCAGACUUUGAUGAGUUACUAGGUGAAGAGAGAUUUCAAGAUAUUGAAAAAAUUAAAACGAUUGGCAGCACAUACAUGGCCGUGUCAGGUUUAUCACCUGAAAAACAGCAAUGUGAAGACAAAUGGGGGCAUUUGUGUGCUCUGGCUGACUUCUCCAUAGCUCUGAAUGAAAGCAUACAGGAGAUCAACAAGCAUUCAUUUAACAACUUUGAACUCCGUAUUGGGAUUAGCCAUGGCUCUGUUGUAGCGGGAGUUAUCGGUGCUAAGAAACCCCAAUACGAUAUCUGGGGCAAAACGGUUAAUUUAGCAAGUCGAAUGGACAGCACAGGUGUUAGUGACAGAAUACAAGUGCCUGAAGAAACGUAUUUGAUCCUGAAGGACCGGGGAUUUGCCUUCGACUACCGAGGAGAGAUUUAUGUCAAAGGUAUCAGUGAACAGGAAGGAAAAAUCAAAACAUAUUUUCUUCUAGGAAGAGUUCAACCAAAUCCUUUAAUCUUACAACCAAGAAAGCUGACUGGACAAUAUUCAUUAGCAGCUGUUGUAUUAGGACUUGUACAGUCUCUUAACAGGCAAAAACAAAAGCAAAUCCUUAAUGAGAACAAUAACUCUGGAAUCAUAAAAGGACAUUAUAACCGAAGGACUUUACUCACUCCCAGUGGAUCUGAAGCAGCAAGCCAGGCAGAGGGAGCUGACAAAACUGAAUUGCCAUAAUCAGCAUUUUGUUUGUGUUCUUUUUUUUGUAUUUCUUUUAUAUAUAAAAAUAAAUAUACAAAUAAAAAGGGUUUAAUUUUUUUUA
Messenger RNA from Mesitornis unicolor (brown roatelo), 2362 nucleotides. RefSeq names its product adenylate cyclase 8 (brain) (gene ADCY8). The record is from RefSeq and is a predicted model, not a curated record. Gene Ontology annotation, biological process: intracellular signal transduction; cAMP biosynthetic process; adenylate cyclase-activating G protein-coupled receptor signaling pathway. Gene Ontology annotation, cellular component: plasma membrane. The transcript is spliced from 13 exons. Gene Ontology annotation, molecular function: adenylate cyclase activity. The coding region runs from base 34 to 2277 and encodes 747 amino acids. NCBI's taxonomy places the organism in Eukaryota, Metazoa, Chordata, Aves, Mesitornithiformes, Mesitornithidae.